Ogataea philodendri is the source of this 876-nucleotide messenger RNA. RefSeq lists its product as uncharacterized. The record is from RefSeq and is a predicted model, not a curated record. The coding region runs from base 1 to 876 and encodes 291 amino acids. The transcript has a single exon. NCBI's taxonomy places the organism in Eukaryota, Fungi, Ascomycota, Pichiomycetes, Pichiales, Pichiaceae.
AUGAGCGUUGUGAAGCCCUUCAAGCAGUUUGUGAGCCAGUUCCCACUCGUGGUGUAUCCGUCGCAGUCGGCGGACGUGCCGCUGCCGGCGUCUCGCUUUUCGUUUCGGAACAGCCCGCAAACAGCCGACUCGUUCAAUCUUGGAGUGUACAACGUUGUGUCGCUGUCGUUCGACAACCGCGUCGCUGCCUCGCUCGACCCGGUGUGUUUCUACUGCAUGAUCUUGCUCGCCUACAAAAACGGGUACAAAUUGCCGCUGUUGGACGGAGAAUCGGCCGGAAACUGCGUUUCUGUGCUCAGCUUCCAUAGCUCGACAGACGGCCAUUUGCCGGUCCUUAUCGAAGACGAGGACGACAAGAAGGCUCGCCGUCUCAUGCGCAAAGUGCGUUCCGCCGCUACAAUCGAGAAGUUCAACCUAUCGGCCGUCACAAACCCAAAAGAACUCAUGUAUAUUCAAUUAGUCGACACGCGGCUGUACGACUACUUCACCCUGCGCGUGCUGCAGACGUCCGCGAUCAGCGUCUACUGUCCCGCAGGUGAGCUGUUCAGCCGCUCUAUGGAGUGUUUUGUCACGCGCAACAACUUUCACCUGCGCAACCCGGCCAUCGCGGCUCAUGCUACCAGCACGUUCCAGGUCUCGCUCAAGCACUCUGUCCAGGCCGCGCAACAGGAGUCGGACAGAUGCGCCAGCGAGGGAAAACAGCUGCUUGCAUGGCUCGAGGACCUGCUCGAGGACGAGGUGUUUUUCGAAAAGCCAGGGGUGCUGGACUUCAAAUUGGCCGCAUACGUUUAUGCGCUCAUGAACAUCGAGGACGUCGAGCUCGGCUACCCUAAACUCAAGGCGCACUGUCGUCGGAUCAUUGCCGGUGCUAUUUGA